AUGACGCUUCAUGCAAGUCAGGAUGCAGAGCUAGCUGCAGAGCUACAUGGAAAGACUCUCACGAUUCCAAACUUAUGGCCAAUUUUCCAACACUGGCCACGUGCAGUCAAUGAGAACCUGCACAGGCUCCGUCAAAAUACGAAUAAGAUCCUUGAAAGAACUAUUCAAGACUCGAAGCUUUCUAAACUCGAAGCUCUCAAAUCUUGUGAUUUCGCCCUGCUGACAUCUUGUUUAUUCCCUCAGGCAAGGUGGGAAGAAUUGGAAAUUUCUGGUAUCUUCAUGCUGUGGAUAUUUUUGUGGGAUGACGAAAUCGACGAGGGCUCUUCUGAAGUCGCUCAGAAUAAAGUGCAUGCAGAGGCAUAUGUUCAAGAGUCAAUGGAAUAUGCCCGGCUCAAUCUCGGGCUCACUUACAUCAAUGGCUCGAAUGGCGAAUCGGAGCAUAAUGGCGACAUGGUUGAAUCAUCAAUUGACCUCAGCGCUUCGUGUUCGGUCACCACAAUGACCUAUUUUCGCGAUGCCUGUCCAGCGCUCAGAGGUUAUCUGGAUGAAGGUCUGAUCAUUCCCACUUUCUUCUACCUUGGAAAGAUGAAUUAA
This is a messenger RNA of Penicillium malachiteum, 594 nucleotides long. Its product is annotated as terpene synthase family metal binding domain-containing protein. The record is from RefSeq and is a predicted model, not a curated record. The transcript has 3 exons. Bases 1 to 594 code for a protein of 197 amino acids. NCBI's taxonomy places the organism in Eukaryota, Fungi, Ascomycota, Eurotiomycetes, Eurotiales, Aspergillaceae.